Mobula hypostoma (lesser devil ray) is the source of this 1781-nucleotide messenger RNA. Its product is annotated as zinc-binding protein A33-like. The coding region runs from base 1 to 1437 and encodes 478 amino acids. Gene Ontology annotation, biological process: protein ubiquitination. The record is from RefSeq and is a predicted model, not a curated record. Gene Ontology annotation, cellular component: cytoplasm. The transcript has 6 exons. Gene Ontology annotation, molecular function: zinc ion binding; ubiquitin protein ligase activity; protein binding. NCBI's taxonomy places the organism in Eukaryota, Metazoa, Chordata, Chondrichthyes, Myliobatiformes, Myliobatidae.
AUGGCCGCGGGCUCCUCCAGCCUGAGCUUAGGGGAUGAGCUGAACUGCCCGAUAUGCCUCGACAUCUUCAUCGACCCGGUGAUGCUGGAGUGCGGCCACGACUUCUGCCGGCAGUGCAUCCUGCAGUGCUGGGAGAGGGAGAAGAAAGCCUUCUGCCCCGAGUGCGGCGAGGUCUUCCGCGACAAGAGCCUCAAGGCCAACCGUGCGCUGGGCGUGCUCUCCAACAAGAUCCGCAACCUCAACACCAGGGAGCCGGCGGACCCCAACAAGCCUUUCAACCCCUUCUGCGAGGAGCACCAGGAGGAGCUGAAACUGUUCUGCGAGACGGACAAGAAGCUCAUCUGCGUGAUGUGCCUGGACCGGCGCGACGGCCGGAGCCACAAGGCGCACAACUUCAUGCUCAUCAACGAGGCGGUGGAGAUCUACAAGGAGAAGAUGAGAGCCAACCUGCAGUCCCUGAACCAGAAGAAGACCUCAGUGCAGAACGUGCUCCUCAAGCAACAGCAGAGCAUCUCAGAGAUCCAGGAACAGUCCAACAACCUGCAGAAGCACAUCACAUCAGAAUUUGCCAAACUGCGCUCCGUCCUGGAUGAGAAGGAACACUUGCUGGCCAAGGAACUGGCUGACCAGGAAGAGGACAUCCUGAAGAAGAUGGAAACCAACCUCCGGGACAUUCAAGAGCACCUGAACGAGACAGAGGAGAAGUUGUCCAAUGUCCAGUCACAGCUGACCCAACAAGACGCCUUCAUCCUGUUGAAGGAAGAUCCGGACAAAGGCAAGAGUGACAACAGUUAUCAGACGACAGUGGCCGAGGGCAAACUCCCCCUGGGGUCAUUCAAAGGGCCGAUCCAGUACAGAGUGUGGCGGGACAUAAUGGAGGUUAUCAACCCAGCACCAGCCUCUCUGACCCUGGACCCGAGCACCGCCCACCCGUUGCUCAUCCUGUCCGACGACCGCACCAGCGUCAAGCUGGUAGACAAGGCCCGCUCAAUGUCGGAAGGCUUGGAAGCAUCCGACCGCGAGCCAAGUGUCCUGGCUGCCAUGGGAUUCUCGUCGGGGCGCCACUACUGGGAGGUGCACGUGGGUAACAAGACGACGUGGGAUCUGGGUGUGGUCAAAGACGUCAUUCGAAAGCGCGGCUCCAGGUCAGCGCAGGACACCGGAUACUGGGUCUUGACCUUGAAGAAUGGGAGUGAAUAUUGGCUUUCCACUGCUACGCCCACUCGCAUUUCCGUCAGCUCCAAACCCAAGAAGGUUGGGAUCUAUCUGGACUAUGAAGGUGGACAGUUGUCCUUCUAUAACGCGAGCAACAUGAAUCCCCUCUUCACAUUCAUUGACAAUUUCACGGGCAAAGUGUACCCUUACUUCAGUCCUGGGACAAACGAGGACAGGAAAAACUCCGAGCCUCUAACUAUCGUUCAGUUCAAAAACCAUUAACAGCCACUCACCAAUCACUGUUUAAGCCUUCGGCGCUGUUUUACCUGCUGGUGUUUCUGUGUGAUAAUCCCAAACCUAAAAUCAUUCAGUUUCUGCGCUCCAGGCUCCACCACUGUUUUUGUCCCCCCACCCCAGCUCUCCCUUCUCCCUCCCAGCUCACGCACACCCUCCUGACACGAGAGGAGUCGGAGCUGUUUUGCUUGGCUCCCGUCUCCACCUGCAGUCAUGCCUGCUGGUGAAUCUGUGAGGCAGGGGUUCCCAGCCCUUUCUGUGCCACGGAGCCCUACCAUUGACUGAGGGGUCUGUGGACCAGAGGUUGGGAACCCCCUGCUCUAAGGGGUGGG